AAAUAUAUAAGCAGCGUUUUUCAUGUUUCAUAAUCAAUUAUGAAUUGGAUACACGAUAAUAUUGAAACACUGAACAAUCAAAGUUGUGGUAGUAGUAGUAGUAACAGCGGCGGCAACAGCUACUGUACCAAUCCGUUGCUAUGGGAUCAAUUAAUCAGUUAUUUGACAACAAAUUAUAACAAUAAAUUAUCCAAUGAAGAUUAUACUCAUCAAAAGAGUCUAUUGAAUGAUUGCCUACAACCACCAUUAUCAAUGAUGUUCCAAACGAAUUAUUCAAAAACUGACUUUAAUUAUUCUCAUUAUCCGCUAUUGAACAUUGAAUCCAGUGAACAAUCCAACCAACAAUCUAUCAAUACUACAGAUAUAGUUACAGCUGUGUCCUCAUCAACGUUAUCGCCUCUAUCAUGCGUUCAUCAGUCACACCAGUACCAGCAUCAUCAUCAAACUUCGAUAUCGCCUCCUUCUUCUCUUCCACCUCCACAGCCUAAUAUCACUCAUUCACAUGUCAAGCGUCCAUGAAUGCAUUCAUGGUAUGGUCACGUGGUCAACGUCGGAAAAUGUCACAGGCUAAUCCAAAAAUGCACAAUUCUG
Molecule: messenger RNA, 591 nt
Organism: Heterobilharzia americana
Lineage: Eukaryota; Metazoa; Platyhelminthes; Trematoda; Strigeidida; Schistosomatidae
Source: the annotation of a GenBank genome assembly